GGGGGAUAUAAGGCUGACAGAGCAGGGCCAGGAGGGGGGAGGGCGGGAGGGAGAAGAGCUGCUCACACAGGCAGACGCCAUGAACCCCCAGUUGCUGUGGAUCCUGCUUGGCACCCUGCUGGGGGCAGCGUUGGGAAACCGCAUGCGAUGCUACCACUGUGGCGGCAGCGGCCCCAGCAGCUCCUGCAAAGAGACCGUGACAGUCACCUGUGACGAGGGCGAACGCUGUGGCUUCCUGGACCGCAAACCCCAACCAGGCCUGGGACAAGUCAAGAUAUCUGGAAACCGCAGGAAUUCCACAGAAGUGGUGUCCUUCCCAGUGCCUGAGGUGACAUCAGUGGUUGUCACACAAGGUUAUAAGCAGAAAGCUGGAUUGGAAGAGGAGCAGCUGGGACUCAAACCGGCACCCAUUUGGGAUGCCAGUGCUGCAGGCAGAGGCUUGUUUCAAUUUCUCUUCUUUUUUAAAAUGUAUUUUAUUUUAAUUUUUAAUUAUUUUUUUUAAAGAUUCAAUGUGCUUUGUAGAUAAAAUCCUAAGAACACAAUGGUAUUCCCUCCCUUCCUCCCUCCCUCCCUUCUUCCCCCCACACUCCAGGGAAGUGUUUUUUUUUGGGGGGGGCGCAGAGAAUCCCUUUGGGUUCCUUGAAUCACAUCUGCCUCAGAAUGCAAGCCCUGAAGCCAGGAGUCCAACAC
Oryctolagus cuniculus (rabbit) is the source of this 690-nucleotide messenger RNA. NCBI's taxonomy places the organism in Eukaryota, Metazoa, Chordata, Mammalia, Lagomorpha, Leporidae. The record is from RefSeq and is a predicted model, not a curated record.